Bubalus bubalis (water buffalo) is the source of this 2536-nucleotide messenger RNA. RefSeq names its product ubiquitin-conjugating enzyme E2 E1. Gene Ontology annotation, biological process: protein polyubiquitination. NCBI's taxonomy places the organism in Eukaryota, Metazoa, Chordata, Mammalia, Artiodactyla, Bovidae. The coding region runs from base 205 to 696 and encodes 163 amino acids. The transcript has 4 exons. Gene Ontology annotation, molecular function: ubiquitin conjugating enzyme activity. The record is from RefSeq and is a predicted model, not a curated record. Gene Ontology annotation, cellular component: nucleus.
GGCGGGGCGCGGGCGAGCGUGUGUGGCGGGGGAAGCCAUUGCCUGUUUAAUAGUUGCUGCUGCUGCACUUCCGCUUCUCUCCCGGCGAGAGAGAGACACGAGUGGCCAGGCCCAGCCGCAGCCGCAGCAGCAGCCGCCGCGGCGGCACGGAGCAGCCAGACACAAAGAGAGGGGCUGUUUGCGGGGUGGGGCGGGGGGUUCGCUAUGUCGGAUGACGAUUCGAGGGCCAGCACCAGCUCCUCCUCGUCUUCGUCCUCCAACCAGCAAACUGAGAAAGAAGCAAACACCCCCAAGAAGAAGGAGAGCAAAGUCAGCAUGAGCAAAAACUCCAAACUACUCUCCACCAGCGCCAAGAGGAUUCAGAAGGAGCUGGCGGACAUCACUCUAGACCCUCCGCCCAACUGCAGAAGAUCAUCUGAAAGAGAAGCAGAAAAAGGCGCAGGAGAAACUGCGGAGCUGGGUGGAAGAGGCGCCCUGGACUUUGCCAUCACUCCGGACACACCUGGCCUGCCCUCCCCUGUGCUCCCUCCGUGGCGGCCCACCUGGGGUUUGGGCUGUAGAGUAAUUUUGAAAACAGUUUUGCCAAGAAAAUACCUUUGGAAAAAAUCGUGUAUCGUUAAACUCGUUCUCUGGCCCUUCAGAAGCCUUUGUUUUCUGCGCUUUCCUUCCCCUCCCUGCUCUUGGUCUCUCUCCUGAUUUCUUUCUGGGGCGUAAUUGACACGCAGCAUAUUAGCUUCAGGAAGGCAGCACAGUGACUGGAUGUUGGUGUGUGCUCUGAAAUGAUCAGCGCAGCAAGUCCAGUUAACGUGGUAGCGUGCGUGGUUCCCGGUGAGUCUCCCUGGGGUGAGGACUUCUGAGAUGCACUCUCCUAGCAGCUCUCAGCGUGCGGCGGUGGUGGCUGCAGCCUCCAUGCUGUCUGUGACCCCCUGUGCAUUCUUGCUGAGAACUUGUGCUUUCUGACGCCCUCACCCAGUCUGUUGUGUCUGUGAGCUUGGUGUUGGGGUGUUCGAUUCCACGUGUCAGUGAGGUCACGCGCUGUCUGUCUUGCUCUGUCUGACUUGGCUCAGCAUCGUGUGCUCAGGUCCAUUCACAGGACUGCAGUCUUUUCACGGCAGAGUAACGUUCCUCUCUGUGCGCUGACGCAUCUUCGUGCAUCUCUCAAGGGGGCACUUAGGUGUUUCUGUAUCCUGGCUGUUGUGAAUAACGCUGCAGUGGACCUGGCGUACAUUUAGACAAUCCCAGAAGUGGAAUUCCCAGAUCAUAGGAUAGUUCUAUUUUUAGUUUUUUGAGGAAGUUCCAUCCUCAACAACUGUCUUCCUUCCCACCAACAGUACACAAGGUGGGACCCUUUAUUCCUUUUUUUUUUUUUAAAUUGAAGUGUGGUUAUUCACAAUACUAUGUUUCAGGUAUAGUAGUUCAAUAUUUUUAUAAAUUAUAUUGCAUUGAAAGUUACUACAUGUAAUAGCUUGUUUCCUGUGCUGCCCAGUAUAUCCUUGGUGCUUAUCUCUUUUAUACAUGGUGAUCUGUAUCUUAAUCCCACACCUCUAAUUUCCCCCAUAUGCCCCUCCCAACUGGUAACCCCUCACUAGUUCUCAGUACCUGUGGGUCUGUUUCUGUUUUGUUACAUGCAUUCUUUUUUUUUUUUUUUUUUUUAGAUUUCACAUGAAAGUGAUAAUGUAGAAUAUUUGCCUUUUUCUGUCUGACUUAUUUCACUAAGCAUAAUACCCUGUGGUCUAUCCAUGUUGUUGCAAAUGGCAGAAUUUCAUUCUUUCUUAUGGCUCAGUAAUAAUUCCGUUGUGUAUUGUACAUCUUUAUCCAUUCCUCUGUUGAUGGACCCUGAGGUUGCUUCCAUAUCUUGACUCUUGUGAAUAAUGCUGCAGGGAGCACUGGGGUGCAUGUAUCUUUUUGAAUUGUGGCUUACUCUGGGUCUGUGCCCGGGAGUGGGGUUGUUGGGUCCUGUAGUAGUUCUUAGUUUUUCAGGGACUCUCCACUCUGCUGUCUGCAGUGGCUGCCCCAGUUUACACCCACCCACUGUGCGUGAGCAUUGCCUUCUUCCACACCCUCACCAGCACUUGUUACUUGUAGACUUUCAGAAUGUGGCCAUUCUGAUGGGUGUGAGGUACUGUUUCAUUGUAGGUUUGAUUUGCAUUUCUCUGAUGAUUAGUAAUGUUGAGCAUCUUUUAAUGUUCCCGUUGGUCAUCUGUAUGUCUUUGGAAAAAUUUCUGCUCAGGUCUUCUGCUCAUUUCUUAAUAGCAUUUUUUGAUACUGAGUUGUAUUAGCUGUUUGUUUAUUAGUGCUGUCUGUUUCUUAAAUGCUUGAUCUCUGGACCAUGCUUGGGCCAUGCUUUAGUCUAGUUCAGUGAGCCCUGCAGGAUGAUAUUCAAUUUUAUUCUCAACUCUUUGCGUCAGGUCUUCUGAUAUCCCCUUGACAGGACCACGGAUGGGUGUAGCAUCUCAGUUGUUAGAUACUGUAAAUAGAUUUACGUUUCACAGAUGUCGGUAGUCUAAUUGCCCAGUUCCCAUUAUAUAUGCAAAAA